AAUUUAAUAAAAUAUUCCCAAAAUUUCAGUAAUCUAGUAAUUUUCAGAAAAUCUCACUGUUAAUUAUUAAUAAUUUAUUUUGUACGUUAUAAAUUAUCAAAACAAUUUUUUAUGCAUUUCAGAUAGCUUUAAGUCAUAAAUAUUUAAUUAUCUGCCGUGUACGAUUGAAUGUAUGACUCCAUUCCUUAUUGUACUUACACAAGCAAACUAAGUUUCCUUAUGACAUGAUAUAAGCAAGCUUGCAUACUACGUAAUAAAUACAAAAAUUUUAAAAAUGAUACGAGAUGUUAUAAUACGUUUAAUAAUAAGUGUUAUUGGCAUAAUUUUUGCUAUAUCUGCAUUCAUUGUAUUGUCUGUUAUAUAUAACAACUACAAUGUUGGAUUUUGGUCGAUCUUAUCAGGUGUGUUAGCUGCAGUUUGUUUUCAUUUACAUUGGGUCAAAGGAAAAGGAAGUUUAGAAAGAUGGCAUACCGAAACUACAUUGAGAAAUAUAAAUGUUAUUGGUUUUAUAAGUGCAGUGUCAGGAAUCACUGCAUUAAUUUGGUAUCUCUUCCUUACAUUUUAUUACAAGAUUCCCAUUGAACCUAUUGCUGAAAGUACAGCAAUAACAGCUGUUUGGUCUAUGAUCUGUGGAAAAUGGGGUAUUUCCUUGAUGUAUUAUUCUCAUACAUAUGGUUCAAUUAUCGCAGAAGGCUCUGUACCCAUAUUAGUAGAAAAUAAUGCUUAAUAAUUUUUUAUGCAAACAAAUAUAACAAAUUUUUAUAAAGAAUAAUUUUAUUAAAUAUAAUUGUCGGAAAAUAUAUUAACAAAAUAAAUAUAUUUUCAUAACUUAACGUUGUAAAUUAUGUAAAUAUUAUACAAAUAUAUUUGUUGAAAUAUAGUUCUU
Heterotrigona itama is the source of this 886-nucleotide messenger RNA. NCBI's taxonomy places the organism in Eukaryota, Metazoa, Arthropoda, Insecta, Hymenoptera, Apidae. The record is from the annotation of a GenBank genome assembly.